CAAUGGCAACAGCGGAGGAGCAGAACCCGGAAGUUGGUACUUUUGUUCUGUAACAAAACAGAGAUGUGCAGAUAUUUCAAUGAAUGAACGGUCGGCUGACUGCGAAAGGGAAUAGCAGGAUAUUCCAGUGGGAAUGAAGCGCCUCCCCUUUAAUCGCUCGGGAGUAAAAAGCACCAGCAGUGGAAGGUUUUGUCACUUUUCUGUGCCGUUUUAUUGCCAUCGACAUGAAGAAACGCGGAAUAAAGUGGCUGAAGGACUGAAUAGGGUUUGCCUCCUGCUCUCACUCCACCACACACCAGCAAGAUUGGACUCAGAGCUGCGAUGGCCAAGUGGCUGAAAGACUACCUGAGCUUUGGCAGCAGGAAGGUUCCCCCACAGCCGCCCACACCAGACUACACAGAGAGCGAGAUCCUCAAAGCCUACCGGCUCCAGAGGGACCUGGACUUCGAGGAUCCCUACGAGGACUCUGAAAGCAGGUCCAGGGGCGAGACUGGGACUCCUGACCCCGCCACACCAGUGUAUGGCUCUCCCAUGAAGUCGUCCACUGUGGAUGUGAAGUCACCCAAACACAGACUGAUCAAAGUGGACUCCCAGGAGCUGGGGCGCACCAAGAUCCUCCUCAGUGCCGUCUCUUUGGAGGACCAGCAAGAACCUGUGGUGCCGUCUGCUCCGUUGGCAGGAGACACAGAUUAUUCUGACCCGUUUGAUGCUCGCUUGGACCACAGGCCAGAACCAGAUCUCAGACCUGUUCCCUGCGAGAACAACGGCUACAUGGAGCCGUAUGAGGCCCAGAGGGUCAUAACAGAGCUGCAGCGCGGUCCAGGGGGAGGACGGUCGCGGGGCGGUGUGCAGCUCUACGACACCCCCUACGAAGACGAGCGAGGCCAGCGCCUGGGUCUGUUGUACGGUGAACCUCAGGAGGAGGGCAAGGAGAGCAGCAGGCUGCCACAAGAUGACGAGAGACCGGCUGAUGAGUACGACCAACCCUGGGAAUGGAAGAAGGAUCAUAUCUCCAAAGCUUUUGCAGAAAUGAGGGAGUUGUCGGAGUUGCCCUGGCCUGCCCCGGUGGGUCAGCUGGAGGAGGAGCCCCCCGUCAGAGAGCAAGUGCAGUUUGAUGGCGCAGAAUGGGACCGCUCCUCGUCGCCCACGGAGCGGUUGCGUCCACCGGGGCCCAGGUCCAGCCCACUGGCAGGAGGGGGGAUGAAAUUUCGAAUGCCGCAGGAAGGCCUCAACAUGGUGGGGGAGAGGGUGGACCCCACUCUGCCUCUGGAGAAGCAGGUGUGGUACCACGGUUCACUGUCGCGUUCGGAGGCAGAGUCGCUGCUAACUCUGUGUAAAGAGUGUAGCUACCUGGUGAGGAACAGUCAGAACAACCGCUCUGACUACACCCUGUCUCUACGGAGCUGCCAGGGUUUCAUGCACAUGAAGUUCACGCAGUAUAAAGACGGCAAGUACGUGCUGGGACAGAACAGCCCCCCCUUCGACACCAUCCCAGAAGUCAUCCACUUCUACACCACACACAAACUCCCGAUCCGAGGCGCCGAGCAUCUGUCCCUGCUGUUCCCCGUGUUGGUGCAGACGCUCUGACGCUCCUCCUGGAUGUCUUUGUGAUCGGACACGUAAAACUUGAAUGUUUGAUGGGAUCUUCCUAGCGGAGUUCUCUCCGCUCGUUGAACUGGAAUACUUUUGAUGAUUCAACACACCACCAGAGGCGAAUGCCCUCCUCACCCACCACUGCUGUUGUACUUGUGCCAAGUGUCUCUAACAUCCGGGGGAUUGAUUCACAUGAAAUGCAAUACCUGAACUUUAGGCCACCUUUGCUGUAACUCCUCUCUCUCAUCUCCUUGCCGAACCGAGGGGGCUGACUCCAGGACAUGUGAAAUUCCCUCUUUCUUUACGACAUGUCUUUCACAGCUGACUGAAAUGCAGAGGAAGUCAGCAGAGCUGUAGCUGGGAGAGAGUCUGUAUAUUCUGAAUGUACUGAUGCCCCAGUUUGCGAGAGAUUUAAUUACUGCUGUUCCACAAAAAAACACCUCAUUGACACUGGUAAAAAUAUAUAACAAUAUUGCUGUUGUUAGGUGAAAACCUCACUAGUCAUAUUUUGAUGAUUUUUCAUGUUUAUAUGAAUCAAUAAAUUAAAUUGUACUGUAUAAGAUGAGAAACCUUUUUCAUCCUCGGGCUUGGGAGAUCCUGUUGGAAAUGUUGGAAAUUCACAUUUUCCAUUAAAAGAAAAAAAAAAAAUGCUAUUUUCGAAGAUAUAAGGUUUUUACCAACAGCAGUUAUAUUUCUGAUGCUUUUCUACACAAAACCACA
Sebastes umbrosus (honeycomb rockfish) is the source of this 2313-nucleotide messenger RNA. RefSeq names its product Src homology 2 domain containing transforming protein D, b (gene shdb). The transcript is spliced from 10 exons. Lineage: Eukaryota; Metazoa; Chordata; Actinopteri; Perciformes; Sebastidae. The record is from RefSeq and is a predicted model, not a curated record. Gene Ontology annotation, molecular function: phosphotyrosine residue binding. Bases 322 to 1587 code for a protein of 421 amino acids.